Molecule: messenger RNA, 1329 nt
Organism: Pyricularia pennisetigena
Lineage: Eukaryota; Fungi; Ascomycota; Sordariomycetes; Magnaporthales; Pyriculariaceae
Exons: 3
Coding region: 1-240 (79 amino acids)
Source: RefSeq, a predicted model, not a curated record
AUGACAGACCCCGAUAUCAUCCUCUACCUCUACCCUAUCGAUGGCUUGGGCAACAAAGGCGCCUCUUACGCUAUUUCCCUGCCCGAGAAUAAGUCGAGGUUCGUCCCAGCGGCCGCCAGCAGCAGCUGUAACAAUGUUCGCCGCAGCCGUCACGACAGGGAUGCGACCGAGGAGCCCGAAGAGCGUGGACGCUUCAAUGGGGACCCUUGUAUCGUGCUCAGGCUCAGCCAGAGCACCUGAAGCCGUCUUGGUGUCGUAACAGGACGUGCACCGGACGUCGACUUUGUGCUGCCGAAACUGCCGGGAGUUAGCCGCUUCCACCUCUCCUUCACCUUUGACGACCAGAAUCAGCCAAUUGCCCGAGACCUGGGCUCUCUCUGGGGCACGAAAUUCACUUACGAUGGAGAGAAAGGCGAGCGCCAGUCCAAAUUAGUUUGCAGGAGACAGCAUAUCCUGCUGCAUAUAGUGUGGUGGGUCCAAAGGCCAAAGACUUCAAGAUUAAACAAACGAUGUGGCUGGGGGGAACUCUUUUACCAUGAAAACUUUCCAGUCGAUGUCACCUACGAUAUUUUACGCGAUGACCCGGUUUCCACAGUCCCUCCAGCUAUAUUGGGGUUGGCUGUCAGAAUACCUGAACUGGAAGGUCAAACCGCAGUGGAUAUAUCAAAUCUCCGCAAUAAUGGAUUUGUACACUGGAACGACGACUUCACCGCUGAGAGACUAGAGCACUUGAGUGGCUUGACCUACUUCUGGGGGCUUAAGGGAAUGGAUAUCCUUCACUCAAUACUUGCAAAUAGGCGAUUACGGAGUGUCCUUCGAGGGGCUUUCGGGCCAGGGCCGCACAUGAUCCGACAUUGCCUAUGGUGGAGCCAAACCCCAACGUUGGGACAACCCAUCUACAUUAAGAAAAAGCAUGACCAAAUUGAUAAGUGUUUAGGCUUACAUAUAUUACCCAGGGAAACCAGAGUCUGCUAUUUCACCGGGUCUCACAUGGCAGACGGGUCGGAUGGUAACAACCCGCCUUGCACCAACACGUCAGACACUACCAAUCGCCUCAAGGACUUCGAGUACCACCAACCUGGUCCAUGGUUCAUAGACACUCAGCCAGAGCUUCAAUGUUACAGAAAAAGCGAACCACUCUCAAACGGGUUCACAUUAUUCGAUCCCAGCCUCACCCAUCAGUUCGAACGUGGUGCGGGAUUGACGAUCAUCAUCGGAAAGCCAAAGCCGUUGGUGGGGUGGCCACCACUGCGGGUAAUGAAUCCACAUAUGGUCGAGAGUCUUGGGAAAAUGAAGCAGGAUAUUGAGAUCUGCUGGAACUUGGAGUGA